Rhagoletis pomonella (apple maggot) is the source of this 4404-nucleotide messenger RNA. RefSeq lists its product as uncharacterized. Gene Ontology annotation, molecular function: protein binding. The transcript is spliced from 18 exons. Gene Ontology annotation, cellular component: extrinsic component of cytoplasmic side of plasma membrane. Gene Ontology annotation, biological process: positive regulation of protein localization to plasma membrane; positive regulation of voltage-gated calcium channel activity; skeletal muscle contraction. Lineage: Eukaryota; Metazoa; Arthropoda; Insecta; Diptera; Tephritidae. The coding region runs from base 184 to 4236 and encodes 1350 amino acids. The record is from RefSeq and is a predicted model, not a curated record.
AAUCCCACAAAAAAACAUCCCACCGAGCGUAUAAAAGACAAAUACCAUACCGCUUCUAAAGCACAGCGUUCCCAACGAAUUACGAUUCGUUAUAAAACUACAGUUACAUUGACUGAUUCGCCACUGUGAAAGCAGAGUGUAUGAGAUUCGCUGAGUCACCAUGUCACAUGGGGGCGGCCAGGAAUGUUUGUGAUAUUUCCAGCUGAUGAACUCAUUUUGAUGACAUACGGUCCCGCAAUACCGCGUCUAGCUUCACGACCAACACUCGAUUGCCUGCGCGAACCAGAAGUGCCCAUUGAAGUUCCACCAAGAUCAUUACCGCCAUCAUCCGCGGCCGCCAACGCCACUAGCACCGCUGCAACAAAUAACAAAAAACGAACAGCAAGCUUCAGUAGAAGUGCAACAAAAGCGGCCAACACCACCACUGCAGCAGCGCCCGAUUCAUCACCGAGGUCCGUCGUCAAUAGCGGCGAGCUCUCCGCUGCGCCAGUAUUCACCACCGCCUUCACUUACGAUCCCGCAGCGCCACCACAGUCGAACACAUCGCCAAUCGCCUCGAACUCUCUGCCACCGACUCCGAACCGGCGCACAUCGCGCACAUCCCUAACGCACUCUGCCUCGGCGGUGCCCAACCCAAACGCAACCCCCUCGAAACGCUCCAGUGAACGCAGCAACAAAAGCGCGCGUAGCUGGCAACAGCAGACACCACCCCGACAGCAGCCACUGCAGCCAUCGCCACAGUUUGCACCGAGUCUGCAGCAGCAACAGCAACUACUAUUACUACAGCAGCAACAAGAGCUGGAACAGCAACAGCAACAGCUUUUACUACAACAGCAGCAGCAGCAAGAAGAGCAGCUACUCAAGCAUCUGCAACUGCAGAAGCAGCAGCUGCAACAAAAGUUGAAGCAGAAUAAUAUUUCACCUCGCAACACUUUGCCCAAUACAACAACAACAACAAGCACACAGAUGCAGAACAAUGCGGCCGGCAGUUCACAGUCGCUGCAAGGCCGACCGGGUGGCCAAAGACCUACACUCGAGCGUAGCACAGCCGUGCGCGGCACAACACCGCAACGUGGUAUGACGCCACAGCGCGGUGCAACAUCGCAGCUCAGUCACGAAUAUGAUCAAAUGGAUGAGCAUGCUAGCGGCGGCGCAUCGCUUGGCAGUGGCGGCGGUCAGUUGGUCGGUGCGCGCGAUCGCAGCCCAAGCAUAUUUCUCGAGCCACCCUCACCUGAUCCGACCCAGAUCGUUUACGGCCCAGGUUGGGGUCGACCCAUGUCGCCUAUGAAUUUGCCACCUGAACCGAAACCCAAGUCGCCGACGCCGAGCAAAUCAUCACGUUUGCGUCCUAAAUUGCACCUACCACUCGGUCGCCUCGGUCGCUCUACCUCAACAGAUCAGCGUGAAUCAAAUCGGUUGAAGGAAGAUUUGCAACUACUUGUGGACAAUCCAGUAUUUAAUUGUGAAAAUUUACGGCAACGCAAUUUCGAUGCGUUCUUCGAAUCGGGCGAACCAAAGUAUAAGUUGCAGCCGAAGACGCCGAACUCGGCGCCGACGGGGUCGCUGUCUAGCGCCAGUAGCCAGUAUUCGCCACAAAUGGAACCGCGCAGCCGUGAAGGCGGUGGUGGACUGUUUGCGCCCUCGCCCAAUGAAGGAAAGAUGGCAAUGAACUCGCGCCAGCGCUCCGCCGACCAGCCUGAGAUGCCGAGUCGCGACAGACGUGCGGCGUCCGUUAGUAGUGGUGUUGUGCCCCAGAAAGAUUCUUCAGCAAAAUCUUCAAGUGGUCGAAAAAGUCGUAGAUUUUUUGGGUGGAGGGGACCACGUGGUGGUUCCCUUGGCCCACGGGCCGGUAUGGCUUCCUAUAAUGGAGUGCUAAAGGAUUACGGACACAGCAGUUUGAAUGAGGCUUUCAAAUCCCAAAACAAUGUCAACUUUAAGUUAAUCAAAACAGUAUCUGAUUUUACCGAAACCCUUUCCCAUUUAUACGAGGAACAUGCAACUGCCCUACAAACUUUAGUCUCCAAUUUUCGUAAAAAGAAUGCAGAACUUCGCAAAGAAAGACCCGCCUGCCAUCAGGCAAUUUUCCAAGCAUGGGAAACAUUCCUACAGGAGGUCGAAACCGAUUCUCAGGCAUCAAACGAUGUGGCCAACGUGCUUUCACGUCAGGUGUCACGUCCAAUGCUCGAUAAAUCCUUUCAUCGUAAAGUUCAAAGUCGGAAAAUUUUCACACACAGGGAGUCUUUUGAGACUAUUAUCGCAAAGACUGAAGAGAAGCUGUCGAAGUGUCGUUUGGAUUAUAAACAAUGCUACAUAUCGCAUCGUCAAAAUCCCACGCAACUUUCACUCACCGAAUACAUUGAUGCCCACAAUGCGUACGUGCAACAGUUGCAUGCCACCAAUGCCAUGCUGGAGACAUACCAUUGUGAGACGGUGCCGCAAUUGAUGCAAGAACUGGAGGAGAUACACAAUGAUUUAUGCAGUAUUAUCGCCGAAUCGAUACUACAGGGUGCCGAUGUUAUUGCGAAUAAGGCUACAGUGCAAGCGAAGCGUUAUAGCUCACUCACUAUACAAUGCAGCUCAGUGUCAGCGGCGCAGGACCUCACAAAUUUCGUACGCAUUCUGCCGCUGCCAUCGCAGGCGCAAAAAGUUCCUAAGCGCAUUUUUGCACCGCCACAACCACCGGGCGAGGUCGACGAUACGGGGGAUUUCAAUGAGAUGGCUCCCAUUUUGCGCAACGAGCUGGUCUUCGAUCGUCAUUCAACAUUAGCACUGCGACCAGCACUGGAAUCACUGAAGCGAGAGGCGAAUGAUUUGGAAAUGCAAAUACGUUUAUUACAGGAUACCGUGGAUGGUUUGAAUCGCACGCAGCAACGUGGCAUCGAGGGUCAACUCUACAACAAGGUCAACGAGCUACAGGAGGACUUGUCUUUGAAAAAGUUUGAUUUGCGAGCUAAGCAAUUACAUUUUGCCGCCAUUAAAGCGCAGAAAGAUUUGUACGUGAGUAAAGUUGAUCCGGGUUCGCCACGCGCCGAGCGUAAACUUUCAGCCGCGACCGCGCCAUCGAUGAAAACAAAGUGGCUGAAAGCAUUUAGAAGCCUAAAGCCGGCUUCCGGUUCAGCACCAGCCGAUAGUCAACCACGUCCAAAUCAAAUGUAUCACGCCGUCUCAACUGUUUUGACCUUAAGGCGCAAUGGAGCCGCCGGUUCAUCGUCACAACCACUGCGUCCCAACGAGGAUGGCAGUCAUCAUUUGCAGGAGUAUACGUACAAAAAGAUAACCGCCUGCGAUGUUUGCUCACAAAUCUUAAGAGGCCACACACGUCAGGGAUUACGCUGUCGCAUUUGUAAACUAAAUGCGCACGGUGAUUGCGCUUCACAACUGCCCCGCUGCCAGCCUAAACAAAAAUUACUGCGACGACAGAAAAGCACAUCGGAGCUGGAGAAUCGUGUCGAUGUCGAGGAAGAAACUCCGCAUUCGCCGCGUCGACAAAAGUUGAAUUUGCGCAUGAAAUCUCUAAGCUUGGACUCACCGGAAUCAACGGAAUUACACGGUCAAAUACGUCGGCGUCAGCAGCCGGUCAUUGGUCCAACAACUGUUGUUGGUGGCGGCAGUGGAUAUUAUCAUAGCGGUUCCGGUGGACACUUGGAGCACAGUACGCCGCCAUCAAAUAAUAGCCGUUUGCAUUCAUUCAAACGUGCAUUUACAGCGCCUUCCAGCCCCUCACAUCAGGGUCGCAAAUUGCUUUAUGCCACGCGCGGCAUGCGCGGUGGCAGCGUCGAUCUGCCAGACGAGAUGGAGAAAUCGCAGUCAUCGGCGAGCACCUCACCAUGCCCCUCACCCGUAAGGCAAUUUCAGAAAUCUCACCGUUUAUUGCCAACGAAUUUGUACGUCAUUUUAUACAACUUCAAAGCGCGGCACGCCGAUGAGUUGGACUUGAAAGCUGGUUAUAAGGUUACCGUCAUCGACACCUCUGAUCCAGAUUGGUGGCAAGGUAAGCUGCUGGGCCGCGUCGGUUACUUUCCAUCCAAAUAUUGUGUACGACUGAACGCCAAUGAGAAACCGUUACAAGUUACACAUAAUUUGCAAGUGUCAGAUGGUGAGCGAGGAGAAAACAUGACGCUACUGAGAGAUCAAAUCGUUAUACAGACUGGCGAUGAGGUCAACGGUAUGGUGAUGGUACGCUCUGCAGACAAUCGUCAGGGAUACUGUCCCGUCAAGUACCUGCAAGAGGUGUGACAGCCAAAAGAGCCGCCAGCUGAACGUGACAAGCCGCAGAAGUCUUCGCUGUCAUCAAAACUUUUAGAUAAAACGAAACGUAGAAUAAGAAUUGUUGUAUCCGAGAAUGGUGGCAGUGGCUACAAUAAUUUGAGCCGCGAACCGAGCGCUCCUCCUGCCGAACAUGAA